AUGAAACGCCAACGCAAAAUCGAACGCACCUUCAAAGUUAUGCCGUUGUUCUGUAGAUGCGUGCCGUCUGUACAAACAAGCUGGGAUAUUGUAGUAUUUUCAGUAGAUAAUACUUGUUACCAUGUGCCAUCGUCUUGGGCUAUAGAUGAUAAUAAAACAAAGUAUCUUUGGCCGAAGAAUGUUAAGAAUAGCAAAUUAGAGAAGAUGAUAAAUAACUGUGUGCCGGGCAAUAGUUUAUCAUGCUCUGAUGAGCUAGAGGCAAAAUGUCUGAGGACUACUUCUUCAUUAAAAAAAGCGAAGAAGUAUGUAAAGAAGGCUGAAAUUAAUUCAGCCAUAGAAUCAGAUAUGCCUCCAACCCAUGACACAGAAAUCGAGAAAGUUUCCAACAAAGAUAAGGCUGACAAGUCAUUGGAGCAACUAUGCAACAUAUCUAUGAUGUUCGAAAAUUUAGUGCUUGAUCUGCAAGAAAUCAAGAAGAAUCAGGCAGAAAUUUUUGAAUUUACAGCUUCUCACAGAGAAGCAAAAAAUCAUAUUGUCCUGCCUAAUGUUAGAACAUUUGUGUUUCCUUUGGAAAGUACAGAUGAUAUAAUAAAGAUGGAAACAAACUUAACAGAGGAGGGUUUUGCUUCUGAUUUGGUAGUUCAUUUGUCUAUGGUUGGCCAGACUACUUUAAAUGGAACAAUAACAGCUGUGAUGAAAAAAGUUUUUUCAAGAACUCUGGCGAUGCAAUAUUCAGCCAGAGGACGAAAAAACAAGCUAAACUUCUCGGCGUUAAAAUUAUGUGAUGUUGUUGUCAAGGCCAUAACAGUUAAUUUUCCCAAAGAGACACAACUUGAUAUUAUGAAACGCAUAAGUGUCGUUUUAGCACAGUCUGGAGACUGGAACGGAGGGAAGAAGCAAAGAAAUAUAAAAUAUCCUACUGAAUUAGAUUAUAUUCAGCUAAUACAGAAUGAGGAUAUAAUCUUUUCAAUGAAUCCUGAUUUAUUAACUGAAGAUCAAUAACAAGAAAACAAGAGUUCAUUAUUAUAUAAUGUAUUUUGAAUAAUUAAUCAAUUA
Molecule: messenger RNA, 1056 nt
Organism: Ctenocephalides felis (cat flea)
Lineage: Eukaryota; Metazoa; Arthropoda; Insecta; Siphonaptera; Pulicidae
Exons: 6
Coding region: 1-1002 (333 amino acids)
Source: RefSeq, a predicted model, not a curated record